Molecule: messenger RNA, 2881 nt
Organism: Galleria mellonella (greater wax moth)
Lineage: Eukaryota; Metazoa; Arthropoda; Insecta; Lepidoptera; Pyralidae
Exons: 13
Coding region: 80-2086 (668 amino acids)
Source: RefSeq, a predicted model, not a curated record
ACUCAUAUCAGGUAUCAGUUCAGUCUAUUUUUACCACUGACUGCCUUAAAACCUCUAAUGUUUCCAUAAAAAUUUUAUAAUGCUUUUUAAAACUAAACUUGUUUUAAAAUGGCUUAUAACUUUAACAUUCUUAUUCCAGUUGAUACCCGAAAUGAAAGCAUUUCGCAUCCUAGCACCUCAAUACGUAUGUCCAAAACAAGAGGACGACGUGAUUGAGAAGGCUGAUAACACAAUUAUCACCCUUCAAUCUACAUCUAGCGACGUAUUAAAAGUGCAAUGGACAGUGCGCUGGAAAACAUUAAUAUCACCUACUCAGCGCUUUACGAUUAUGUUGUGGCGGACAGUGAGAGAGCUUGAAAAGAAAUUGAAUGGGCCACAAGUGGAACCUAAUGUUUACUUUAUCGAAAACAGUGAUUUACUCAGUGGAGUUGAAUAUAUAUUUAACGUCUCAGAAAUAGAACCAAAUAGUGACACGGACGAACCCAAAUCUUUCAACAUUGACAAUACACAAGGUGAUCAGAAGCUAACAAUGGAGGGCCGAACUGAUAAAUUUUCACUUAUCUUGGUGGGAAGCCAAGACACAUAUGUAGAUAUGGAAUUUGUAUUAGAUGCACAGGUGACCUCAUGUCAGGCAACGCAAGAUUAUUAUUUUAUGUGGACUAUUAAAAACGAACUUGGAGAAAGCAUUAACGUUUCCCAUAUAAGAGGCUCCAGACUAAGUAUCCCUAAGUACUCUCUGAAAGCCGGCUUCACUUACGACAUUAAUUGUGAGUUAUACAAGAAAUCUGACGAUUGCUUUAUUACUCAGACAACCCUUCCAUUUCGUGUGCAUCAUCGUGGUAUAGAAGUCUACUUAAACGUGGAUACUAUUAUUAUCACUGUACACUCUCCAUUUAAUAUCCAGGCGCUUGUGAUAAAUCAUGACAACUACGAGAGUUUGUCGCUCCAAUGGAAUUGUUUACACGAAGGGGAGUCAUGUGAUUACUUUGAGAAUAUCGACGACAAUUCAAUAUACUUUCCAUCAGGAUUUCCAAACGAGGGGCAGUACAUACUUACACUCCUGGUUAAUGUAAAGCAAUAUUCUGUUACUGCAAAUGCUACAAUAAUAGUCAUGGAAUCCAUUUUGCCUGUAUUACAGAUAAGUCCAAUGCAACGAUUAUUGAACGAAGGUAGUGUUGUAUCUAUAACAGCUACAGGGAGUAAUGUAUCUCCCGCCUGCAGCCUCGGAUUGUACUUUGCUUCUGAAGAGUAUCUAAGUAACACGGACUUAGUGAUUAACGAUACAUGCAAAAAUUGCCAGCAUGGAGAAGAACUAUUAGAAUCACUAACAAUCCAUUCUCUAGAGGAGAACUUCCUUAACGAACUGACAGACUUCUCCAACGACACUGAACGGCGGCAAAUAACAGUUGAUAUGGACGCUGCAGUGGGACGUGUGCGUUUUGUCGCUGACUGCGGGUGCUCUUUAACAUAUGGCUGUGACCGAGAAGGGACAGCGUACGCUGAAAUCAACUUUGUUCUGAACGAAAGUCCCAAAACUGGAGAAGUAAUGGUAUCACCGAAUUCUGGCACAGCUUUAGAAACAGUUUACCGCAUUAGUACAACCGCAGCAAGUGAUCCCCAAGGACCACUGCGUUAUUCUUUCUACUGUGGCUUAAGUAACAAAGACUCACUUUUACUGGGAUCAUAUAUGGAACACCUUGCCGUUGAGACUCUCCUUCCAUAUAUUGAGGACGGCAUCACAGUUUGGGUUGAAGUAUGUGAUUCUCUAGGUGCAUGUUCGUCCAGUAAUGAACAAGUAAUACAUUUAUCGCCGGGUACAGGUCGCACUGUAUCUACAUUAAUAAAUGACAUGCAUGCAUAUGUUGACCGCUGUGAAAUGUUAAUGCUUCGCCGCUUAAUUGUAUCUGCUAUAGAAACAUAUACUAAUACGAAGCAAACAGAACCGUUAUCAAAUUUCACAACCACUUUACUUGGAGCACUAAGAAACAUGGAUGAAAAACAUUGUAUUGCUGACAACUAUGACCAGUUUUCAGCCUUAUUGCAUUGGCUUAAUAGCGCAGGAGUUGACAUAGGCAGUUUAUACUAAUUUUCAUUUCAUCAGAACACACUUUUAAAUAUCACUGUAUACAAGCUUAAAUUAAAUUCGAUUAAAUUAAGCUAUCACCAACAAUUUUUACAGUUGUCUCUUAACAUUGCAUAAAAUAAUACAUCGAGAACAAAUGUUUCUUCAUUACUUGAUUCAAUCGAUAGAAUCAUGUUAAGACUAACUUUUAAAGUGUUAAUGUUAGGUACCUAUAAUAAUAGAAAAACUAUGGACGAGCCCAAAAAUACGAAUAAUACGUACGCAAGUUACAUACGCAUUUGAUUUCUUAUAUAAAUUAUAAAGAUAAUUUGUGAAACGUAAUUAUGCUUCACCUUAAAUGAAAUAUUAGUGUUCUGUGAAUGACGCAAAGAUGUUUAAGAGGUAUAAAUCAUAAAAAUUUGCUACAUUUUGUUUGUUUCUUUUUUAUGAUAAAGUUAUUACAAUAAUUGGCUAACUAUAUCUACUAUAAUAUUUGUACUUUUAUUCCAUUUAUAUUACUAUUAUACAUAUUAUCUAAUGUAUCAAGUAACCCAGUAGGCUACCUUGAAAAUAUAUAUUAAAAAAAAUCUGUCUUUUUUUCUAGAGUAAUAGUUUCCACUACAAAUAAAGUUAUGCGAAAAUAGUGAAAAAAUAAGUGAAAAAAUUAUAUCUUACAUUUUCAAGACAGCUCAUAUCAUCUUGUUAUAGUUUUAAUGAAUAGUUAAAAUUAUAAGUAAGUAGAUAAAUAACAAAUUAUUAAAUAUAUGUAGCAUUAAAUAGAAAAUAAAUAAAUGAAAAAAAAAAAACAAUUUAACAGAG